Messenger RNA from Hyphopichia burtonii NRRL Y-1933, 1935 nucleotides. RefSeq lists its product as uncharacterized. The record is from RefSeq and is a predicted model, not a curated record. Lineage: Eukaryota; Fungi; Ascomycota; Pichiomycetes; Serinales; Debaryomycetaceae. The transcript has 3 exons. Bases 1 to 1935 code for a protein of 644 amino acids.
AUGAAUUCAAAGUACUAUGCUAAGAUCUUGAAAAGUCAAGGUGACGAACUUAAUGAGUAUGAUGACAACAUCCCACCCGAGAAAUUGAUGGAGAUCUUUCUUUCUGACAACAUUGUUUACGUCAACUACAUUCCUCCUGAUGUUAUGAAAGAAAGGUAUCGGAACCAAUGGUAUGAUGGUAAUCAGUUAAAUGACCAUAGAUUAGUCUAUGUCAGUUCUAUUUCAAUCGCCGGAUAUACUUCUUCAGAAAGAAUUGAGUUUAUCAAAGAGCACGAAUUAUUGCGAAACAAGUACUCUUGUGAACGGUUGAAAUACAUCAACAGUGUCACACCUAAAUUGUUGGAAAUGAUGAUUCCCGAGGAAAGGUAUGAGAUCAAGUCCAAAUUAAUAAGCCGGAUAGAGACCUCAGACGAGAUUGAUUUACCACUUCUUGCCAAUACGGCAUUCCCAUUUUUUACUAUUCAAUUGGCGCUUGAGUUCGAAAGCAUUGGCAUAAAUACAUUUCUGAGUGUCCAUGGCUCUAUAUCUAACAGCAGGUUAUCUAACUUUGUGUUUUCUUUUGAAACUGAAUUAACUGAUCAAAUAGCUGUUGGACUCCAGGGUCCUGGUUUUAGUGACUUGAUCAAAGAUGGAAUUGAUGACUCGAGCGACGCUUUUAAGUCAAUCAUCAGGCAAGUAGGUAGGUACUUCAUCGCUUGUAAUACUACUCGUGCGAUAGUAACUAAUUUCCACCACUCCCUUUUCAUAGAAAUUGGUGAGCUAUCAAAAGAGCUUACGGCUGAAACUGAAGUAGUGAUCCCGCUUCGCUACAGAUCAUUCACUUUGAGCAGUCUGGGUAUAACGGUGCAAGCAGCAUUCUUAGCUUGGCUCUUCUUUGAAUCCGCCGAAGAAGAAAAGCUUCACGCAGAAAGACAAAAGCAAACUGUCAGUGCUUUUAUAAAAGCUGUGAGAAAGGAUAUUGACAAUAAGUCACAUAGUGCUGGAAUCGGGAAAUCACUUGCCAGAGAAAGUAAUGCUAAUAGUAAUAUUAACCCCCAAAAGAGCAAUUCUCAUGUCGAAGGUAAAUGUGAAUCGUGGACUGGAUUUGAAGUAUUACAAGGACAAGGACACCGGAGUCAUGUCUAUAAGUUCCAAGUGGGCUUACUUUGCAAAUUUUUCCCAUAUUUCAAUGAAGUCCUCACAGGCUUGAACCAAGACGAUCUGGUGGUCAUGAAGCUUUUCAUUCCGGAUGUUGUUGCUAGACUCGAUGGGUGGCCGAAUCCAACCAUGAAGGAGAUCAAUAUUUGUAUUCAAGAUUUCCUCAAAGAAGCAUCCUGUUAUGAACUGAUUGCAAAACACAAUGCAUCUGCUGAAGAGAAAAUCCACACUCCUAGUCUUUAUUACUAUGGAGCAUUCCGCAUGAAUGUCCAGGACCUGGACCCUAUCGAGGGAUUCUACUUAUUAUUAUCGUACAUCGAGGAAGAUGAAACCAAAAUCACCAAGUCAAUGGUUGAAAAUGGAUGCAGACAACUCGAAAUGAUGGGGGAUAUUGGGAUCCAGCAUCACGAUAUUGCAAAUAGAAACUGCAAAGUUGCCGAUGGCAAUAUUGUAUUUUUGGACUUCUCUCAUGCUAAGAACCGGGAGCCCAAAUACGAUAACUCUGACGAUAUUCAUGAUCUUAAAUAUAUUUUUAGGAAGAAAGCGGUGGUGACGAUUGAUCAACAUUAUUUCUUUGGGCAACUCCCAGGGAAAACCAACACGGGAAAAGUUACUUCCACUGUCUGGAUUAGACAACGGAUCCAAGAAGAUAUAUGUGCCAAUUUUUCUUUAAGAAUGUAUCCAACUAAAUAUAAAUUUAAUAUAGAUUUAAAACCUUUGCAAUUUGAUCCAAAAAUACACAAUAAUGGAAUGAUAAAUGAAGAUGGAGUUUUGACUUUAUAUGGCGAUAAGAAAUAG